Rotaria sordida is the source of this 1958-nucleotide messenger RNA. The record is from the annotation of a GenBank genome assembly. Lineage: Eukaryota; Metazoa; Rotifera; Eurotatoria; Philodinida; Philodinidae.
UUGUCAGAUGAAUUUGAGAAACGGUAAAUAUUAGAAAAUCUAUCUUAUACAUCGUUCUCUAUUUCAAUAGAAAUUUAACAAUAAACAUAACGGGUGAUCCGAAAGUUUCCGCACAAAAUGUUUCUUCAUUUUUCGACCGAUUAAGUAUGUUAAUAGAAACUUUCAAACAAUCGGUUAGAUUCAGGAUUUUAUGCUCCGAAUUUUUGUAGGACUCAUAGUUUAGGAGUUAUGUGCGAAUCUUUGGAAGACUCAAAAAUAAAGUUUGGAAGGAAGCAGUUGAAUUAACAGAUGCAAAAAACCAAAAUGUGAUCGUAUGUCUUUUGGAAUUGAUUUUCUGCUCUUUUUCAUCAACAUUUCUCGGCACUAUCUUAUUUCCGUCGUAAAGACGUCCAAUUUAGCUUAGCUCAAAUUUCUUUUCCUUGAUUACAUCGCAUUUUGAAAUUUUUUGGAUCAUCAUCUUGACAACAUACGUCCUUCUCAACAAUAAUAUCCCUUAUUGAAUUUCUUCUAUUAUCAAUUUUUUACACAGCGUCAAGGACGAGUCCGUUCUUUACAAAGUGAGCUAAGAACUGAGCAUCUUGCAGUAUUUUUUUAGAAAUAAUCAAGCUCUUUUUGACAGUCUGGAAAUCAGAGAAUUUCGAAAACGUCUCUGUGUCUCUUACUAAAACUCUCAUUACUCAGAGAAGCUUCAUUGUAAAUUAAUGAUCAGGCUAUCAUUUUGUAGAGAAAUGUUUACUCUUUCUUUAGGAGUAUCUGAAAUAAAUUUUACGUUUACUUUGGAUGUUUUUUUGUGCACUGAAACCUGUCCAAACUUUAUUUUUAAGCCUUCCAAAGAUUCGCUCAUAGCUCCUAAACUAUGAGUCCUACAAAAAUUCUGAAUCUAACCCUUUGUUCGAAAAUUUCUAUUGACAUACUUAAUCGGUCGAAAAAUGAAGAAACAUUUUGUGUGAAAACUUUCGGACCACUCGUUAUUCGAUAUGAGAUGUGCGGGAUUAUGGAAAGAAAAGUUGCCGAGGUCGGAGUCGAGGUUACAAGAAUAAAGUUGUCCAAAGCGAAAUAAAAGAUUUUUUGUAGUUUCAAGCGAAUUAAAGUAGUCGCAAGAAGUCUCGAUAUCGGAUUAAAAAAGUACACAAACUUCAACCCUGUUGGAUGAUGUUUUGAUGAAAACACUGGAUUUUUUUUCCUAUUGAAAUGUAUUAACUUUCAUUUUCUUAUUAACAAAUAAAAAUUCACAUGUCUAUAUCGCAUUACAGAUAGAAUACUACAAUCCGCUGUAAUCUUUAGGCGGUGGAAAACAUCCCUUAUUUGGGAUAGUACUAGCAUGGUAUUUACUAGAGAAAAUUUCAAGGGCAAAUGAUUAAAAGUAACCGGAGAUAUGGGCAUGUAGAAAUUAUUCAAAGAAUAUAUCAUAAAUCAGGCAAACUAAAACUGUAUGACAUUGAAAUUUUAUCGGUAAUAGAGACAGCACUGAUCUAUUGGAUUAUGGAUCAAAUCGUCGACUAAGGGCCAGCGCUCAAAAAACUAAAAUCACAUACACCAGAACUCGAUUAGAUGUAUCAAAACCAUAAAUAAAAAUGUUGAAUUAUUUGAAUAUAUCUUUUAUUUUCAAGUGAUGGCUGUUUUGAUUGUGGUGAAGUUCCUAAUAUAAAAGUUCUUAUUGAAAUUCUUCUUCAUUCUUCACCACCAAUUGAUACAAAUAGAUCUGAUCUUUUAUAUGUUCAACAUGUUAAAUCAAUGGGUAAUCGUCAAACAUUUCAUCCAAAUAAAUUAGAUUAUGAUUUAUUUAAUGUUGAAAUUGAUAUUGGUCCUGUUAAUUUAUUUUUAUAUGGUUUAUUUUUAAAAAAACUUUGGUGGGUAAAAGUAAGUUGAGAAUGUAUAUUAAAUAUAUUCUUAAAUUUUAUUUUGAUUUAUAAAAAAAAAAAAAAAAGGAAAAUAUAUUUGGUUGGGAUCAAGUGUUU